Messenger RNA from Diospyros lotus (date-plum), 2151 nucleotides. RefSeq lists its product as uncharacterized. The coding region runs from base 142 to 1728 and encodes 528 amino acids. The record is from RefSeq and is a predicted model, not a curated record. The transcript has a single exon. NCBI's taxonomy places the organism in Eukaryota, Viridiplantae, Streptophyta, Magnoliopsida, Ericales, Ebenaceae.
UCUGCUCCCUCCCAUGGCCACCUUUUCCCCCAUCAAUCUCUCUCCCUCUCUCUCUCUCUCUUUCCUUUGCUCCGAAGUCUUCUUUCCUUGUCUUCUUGAUCAGACACCCAAUUCAACUGGAAGCUCAUCUCCGAUUCAUCAAUGGCGGAACCAGAGCCAUUCAACAAACCCCAUUUAGAACCAAAAUCCAAAGUUCAUCCCAAGCCAAGUAAGUCUUUCUCUCCCUUUCUUUCCCGGCUUCUCCUGGUUGCCAUCCUUCUUCUUCUUCUUGCUCUCUUCCCUUCCCAAGCCCCUGAAUCCAUCGCCCAAACCAGGCUCACCAAGCUCUGGGAGCUUCUCCACCUGCUCUUCAUCGGCAUUGCCGUCUCUUACGGCUUGUUUGGCAGAAUAAGCUCUGAAACAGACGCUGAAAUCCAGCCUCAACUCGACAUCUCUAGGUCAUAUUUUUCGGGAAUUUUCCAUGUUUCCUCCAUGUUUGAAGAUGGCUACGAAAAUCCAUGUGGGUCUGAUGAGAAAAGGCUCCAGAUCUCUAGAUCUAUAGCUUUCCCAAAUGAGUUGAGCCAAACAUGGAACUCCCAGCACUUUCAAGGUGAGUCCUUGGUAUAUGUUUCUGAGGAAAAUUGUGUUCUCGAUGAGUGGGAAAAUGGUUGUGUUCUCGAUGAGUGGGAAAAUCCCAAGCCAAUAAUUGAUUUCAAACCAUUGAACUUGCCUGUGAGGAGCCUCAGAUCAAGAAUUGUGGACCAUGAUUCUCCUGAAUCUGAUCCUAGGGGAGAUGGGUCUGGUUCAGAUUCAAAGGGCUCUUCUAAUAAUUCUGAUGAAACUAGAGAUGGGAAAAUUAGAGGGCUAAAUCCCACCAUUUUGGAGGAAAAUGUUGCUUUACCUUCUCCAAUCCCUUGGCGUUCAAGAUCAAUUAGUAGAAUGGAAGUGAAGGAUGAUGUGAAAGCUGAGAAAUCUGAAAUUGACCAUCUCAAAUCAGAAUCUUUCUGGUCCCCAAUUUUCUCCCAAUCCAGUUCUGUGCCUUCUCCCCCUAAGAAAGCACCAGCAUCGUCUCCAUCUCCAUCCCCAUCCCCACCCACUGUUUUGGCCAAAGAUCGAAACCCCGAACUGGAACCAAUUGAAACAGAGGAUAGUUCAGAAUCAGCACCAACUCUAAGUCUCAGAUCCGGUGAAGCAACACUGCUCAGUAAGAGCACUCGACGAUUCAGCAUUGGCUCUUUAUCAGAGGUGAAUUCGCAGAGAAAUGGCGGCGAAAACUUGAAGAGUUUCAGCAAGAGCAUGAGAGAAUCCACCAAUACUGAGGCGAAAGCAGAAGCAUCAGCUUUCAUGAAGCCUUUGCCAAGAGGGAAAUCAGUUAGAACAAUUAGAGCGAGGGAAAGUGUUCCAAAUGCCAGUAAAAUUGGAGAAACCGCAGAAUUUGACAUGAUUUUUGAACAAAAUCUUGAUCAAAUUUCUGGGAAGCAAAGCUUGCAGCUGCCCUCCAUUGAUGUGGAAAAGGCAGAGCCAGAGAACAGGUCUGAGAUUGUCCACGCUUCAGUCGGAGAAGAAGAAGAAAUUGAAGAAGAAGAAGAAGAAGAAGACGAAGAAGAAGGAGAUCAAGCUGAGAAUGUCGACGAUUCGGAGCUUUAUUCUUCAGAGGUUGACAGGAAGGCUGGGGAAUUCAUAGCCAAGUUCAAAGAGCAGAUUAGGCUCCAGAAAAUCUCAUCCUUCAGGCGAUCGAAUGGUUUUUAGCUUCUGGUUGGUAGAUACGUUGGAACAGAGUUAGCUGCUUCAUACAUGGCUUUUGCACACUCCUAAUAAAGUGGAGAGAUUCGUGCACUAAUGACGCCCAUAGUUGCAAUGGAAGUCUUUAGUUCGUGUAACCAAGAAGGUAUCUCGUAAGUCGGUUUCUCCAAGUAUUUAAUUGUUGUCGAGUGCAGACAUACCUCCAAUAUAAAGUAUAUUUGAAGAUACAAAGAGAGUUGCAAGAAAUUGAUCAUCUCAUUUCGAUCAAUACAUCUGAGUUUUCUUGUUGGGCUCGAGUUUCUUUUGAAUCAUUUAUUUGUUUAGUUACUUAUUAGUAUUUUUUUUUUUAAUGUAAGAAACACGAGAGAUCUACUAUCAAUACAUAAUCUUUGGUUAGAACCGUUUUAUUCUCCUGAAAAACUAUGACUC